AUGGACAAGGAAAAUGUAGUGAAGAGGGUCGCAGAGGUGCGAGACUUUGACGAAAUCACUGCCUUUCUUGGAUCGUGGGGGCCCUACCAGCGAAUGGUGUUCCUGGCUCUGGCCAUCAGCAUCCUUCCAAACGGCUUUGUAGGUAUCUACAUAGUGUUUGUAGGUGACACCCCUCCUCAUGAAUGCUACAUACCUGAGGAGUCCAACAUCAGUGAGGUGUGGAGGAAUGUGACCAUCCCUCUGGUGACUGUAGAUGGGGUGACAAAGCAGAGCUCGUGUUCCAGGUUAAACCUGGACAUAGUCAGGAACUACUCCAGUCAGAAUAUCCUACCAGAUGUACACAUUAACCUGAGUAACAUUCCACUGGAGAGCUGUCUGGAUGGAUGGAAGUACAGCAGAGAGAUAUACCUGUCAACUAUCGUCACAGAGUGGGACCUGGUGUGUGACAACGCAUUUAAGGAGCCUCUGACGUCCUCCAUCUACUUCAUGGGUGUCCUGGUGGGGACAUUCAUCUCUGGCCAGCUGUCUGACAGAUUUGGUCGGCGGCCCGUGCUCUUCGUAAUGAUGGUUCUGCAGACGCUUGCUAUCCUCGCACAAGUCUUCUCCCCCAGCUGGGAGGUCUUCUCCGCUAUCUUCUUCUUUGUUGGUUUUGGAGGGUUUUCCAACUACGUGGUGGCUUACGUUCUAGGCUCUGAGAUCCUCAGUCCCAGGAUGCGGGUAAUGUUCUGCUCCCUGGGGGUGUUUAUGGGCUCUGGAAUUGGCCAGAUGGCCAUGCCUUGUGCCGCCUACUUCCUCAGGGACUGGCGGAGCCUGGUGCUGUCCAUGGCUGUCUCUGGAGUAAUCUACAUACCCCUCUGGUGGUUCAUCCCAGAGUCCCCCCGGUGGCUGCUCUCUCAGGGCAGAGUGGAGGAAGCUGAGGCCAUACUGAGGAGAGCUGCCAGACAGAACAAGGUGGACGCUCCUGAUGUCAUCUUCUCUCCAACAGAGGUUGCAGAUGCUCACGAGCGGCAGCAGAAGAAACACAACUUCCUGGAUAUCCUGCAUAGCUGCAACAUGGUGUCCAUCAUCACCCUCUGCUCUCUGCUGUGGAUGGUUAUUACCAUGGCCUACUACGCACUACUCCUUAACACCAACAACCUGCAUGGAGACCCUUACGUCAACUUCCUCCUAUCUGCUGUGGUCGAGCUUCCUGCUUACAUCAUAGCCAUGCUGCUGCUGAGGUACUGCCCACGCAGAUUCUGUCAGUCCUCCACCCUGUUCCUAGGGGGCGCCAUCAUCCUCUUCAUUCAGCUGGUGCCUGCAGGUUAGACACCACAGAUAAACUUCCCUCUAUUCUGACAUUCUCUCUCUCCAUACCCUCUCCAUCCUGACAUUCUGUCUCUCUAUUUCUCUCUCUCGUGACACCCUCUUUCCAUCCUUACAUCGUCUCUCCAUCCUGACACACUCUCCAGUCAAAUAAAUCAUUCUUUAUUGGCAUGAAUUUGUUAACAUUGUUGCCAAUGCCAUAUAAGAUUGAACACAAUACAUUA
This is a messenger RNA of Osmerus eperlanus (European smelt), 1529 nucleotides long. Its product is annotated as organic cation/carnitine transporter 2-like. Gene Ontology annotation, molecular function: quaternary ammonium group transmembrane transporter activity. NCBI's taxonomy places the organism in Eukaryota, Metazoa, Chordata, Actinopteri, Osmeriformes, Osmeridae. Gene Ontology annotation, biological process: transmembrane transport; quaternary ammonium group transport. Gene Ontology annotation, cellular component: membrane. The record is from RefSeq and is a predicted model, not a curated record. The transcript has 8 exons. Bases 1 to 1308 code for a protein of 435 amino acids.